AAAACGAGGAAGCUAAUGAAGAAGAUAAACGUGCACUUGAGGAGUAUGAAGAGUGGGAAAAUUCUGAUGGAGAAAACUCUAAAAAAAACCGUUAAUGUUAGUGGUAGAAGAGUGUUUGGUGCAACCGCUAAAGUGGAAGCUCCAAAAGAGUCUAGAAAGGAUUCAGAUAACUUUUAUGACGACAGUGAUAGUGACAAUGAUAUGGCUGGCAUAGAAGAUAAUAACAUAGAGCCUGUAAGAGAUAAUGCCUCACCUGCUACAAACACCAUUACAGAAACUGAGAAGUUUGAUGAUGAUGUUGCUGGAAAUCCAGCAUAUAAGACAACAUUCGAUGUUGCCAUGUUUGCAUCAGGCUCCUGGAAGAAGGUUUACUUUUGAGUUUUUUACAUCAGA
Molecule: messenger RNA, 393 nt
Organism: Brassica napus (rape)
Lineage: Eukaryota; Viridiplantae; Streptophyta; Magnoliopsida; Brassicales; Brassicaceae
Exons: 2
Coding region: 16-378 (120 amino acids)
Source: RefSeq, a predicted model, not a curated record